Messenger RNA from Oncorhynchus mykiss (rainbow trout), 3931 nucleotides. Its product is annotated as homeobox protein SIX6. The record is from RefSeq and is a predicted model, not a curated record. Gene Ontology annotation, cellular component: transcription regulator complex; nucleus. Gene Ontology annotation, biological process: eye development; regulation of transcription by RNA polymerase II. NCBI's taxonomy places the organism in Eukaryota, Metazoa, Chordata, Actinopteri, Salmoniformes, Salmonidae. Gene Ontology annotation, molecular function: DNA-binding transcription factor activity, RNA polymerase II-specific; RNA polymerase II cis-regulatory region sequence-specific DNA binding.
UGGCGUUCAUUCUUUAGCCUACUAGAACGGCCUGAACUCCUGGAAGCGCAUGACCCCGCCACGAAUCUUCUCACAUAUAGCAUAGCUCGCCAAUACCGGGAAAAGAGGAGACACAACUUAUAUAAGCAACUCGCUACCAAUCAGAUUUAGUUUGGUGUCUUUUUCCACUGCAAAACUAGGCCUAUAUUUGACUCAACUGAACUUUCACAUCACUCUGUAGGCGCACGGUGACCGUGGUGCGUAAAAGGACACUUCCAGCGCGUUUUGCUUCAUCGGUCUACGGUCUCUUUUCUACGGUCUCUUUAUUUGAACACGCCCCAGGCAGCUGGAAUGAUAUGACCAUUGGCCAUGUCCAUUUAGCAAAUUUAGACUAUUUUGUUUGUUGACAAAGUCUGAGAACAACGAAAUAUGUUUCCUCUGCCUAUGUUCACCCCGGAGCAAGUGGCUCGGGUGUGCGAGAACCUCGAGGAGACCGGCGACAUCGAGCGCCUUGGGCGGUUCUUAUGGUCCCUGCCUGCCGCUGUCCCUGGCUCCGCGGGGGAGGCUCUCAACCGCCACGAGUCAGUGAUGCGCGCCAGGGCGCUGGUUGCCUUCCACGGAGGAAACUUCGAGGCGCUUUACCAGAUCCUCCAGAGCCACCGCUUUACGCGAGAUUCUCACGCCAAGCUCCAAGAUCUGUGGCUGGAUGCGCACUACCGCGAGGCGGAGCGGCUCCGAGGCCGUGCCCUGGGACCCGUGGAGAAGUACCGCAUCCGAAAGAAGUUCCCCCUGCCUCGCACCAUUUGGGACGGCGAGCAGAAGACGCACUGCUUUAAGGUGAGACACCAAGCUGAGAGAACUCGCAGCCUGCUCAGAGAGUGGUACCUCCAGGACCCGUACCCAAACCCGUCCAGGAAACGGCACCUGGCCCAGGCCACGGGACUCACACCCACACAGGUCGGCAACUGGUUCAAGAAUCGACGCCAGAGAGACAGGGCUGCAUCGGCAAAGAACAUACUGCAGCAGGACCCCACCCACCUGCCUUCCGAAAGCUCCCCUGAGGGUUCUGCCCAGGAGCAUCACGCCCACCACCCCCGCCUGCUGGCCGCCUCUCCGCGUCACCCGGGCAGCCCAGAGGCCAGCGACUGCAGCACGAGCACCGACCCCCGGGGCACUGGCACCUCCACCCCAGACCACUCCGUUAGCAGCGACAGCGAGUUCGAAUCCUGAGGGUCGGGUCACUGACCACAGCAGGAGAGAGGCUCUCAUUGGUUAAUUAAAUCCUGAAGAGAGAGGCUGUCAUCAGUUCUCAGCCAGGAAGGACCGACCCCACAGAUAUAUAGAGACAAUAGACACUGUAGAACUACUAUGUCUGUAGCUUGAGAUUGGACACUUGGACAGGAAGUUCUCUAUGAGAGACUUGAUAUGGACACUUGAUAUGGUUGCUAGUGGACGAAUGGGGAGGGGUGGGGGAUUGGGAAUUAGACCAUCUACAAACACAUGCACUUAAAAUGCACCAUCGCACAUGACUGUAAGGUAAACUGUUACUAAGUACCGUAUGACUGUACUGCUGACUGCUAUAAAAACCCACUACAAUUCUGUGUUCUGUAGAUUUGGACUGGAACGUGGGUCAGCAGCGAUAACAUAUUCUAGGACAGCAAUAACUAUUCUCAGGCACGUUAUUUAUAGAAAGAAUAUAAACAUACAAAGUCGUAGAGUAAUUACUGAGCUUGAAUUAUAAUAUUAUAUGUUUUGAUACUUAAUGGUUUCAACUCAUCGGGGGUCUAUUUUUGAGUAGUCGAUCAUUGAGCGUUAGCUUUAAUCCCAUUUCUUAAUUAGCCCCUUACAAUGACCACUGCCUUCUGUAGGCUGUUGGUUUCCUACAUGAUCUGUCGUUGGUGGACGCAAAACUGCUUGAUUGGAUUGGACAGGUCUGCAUUUCUCUUCAUACACGUCACUGCCUUAAGAAGGAAGUAUAUUGGCAUCAGGGCCCCAAUCUUCUAGUUUGGCUAACAUUAGGCACCGUUGCAGACCAUAACUGUCUCUAAAGCUAACACAGCCUAAAAAAAUGGUCUCUAGACAAUCUUGUAAUGCAUGGAUAAAGACAUUACAUGGUGGUUUAAAUGUUUUCCUGUAUUAUGAUAAUGCGACUACUGUAUAACAAUGUUGAUGUGUAUCCAAAACAUCCUCAUUCUAACAUUAUCCAGUUCAAACCUGUUAUAUCCUUUUAGACUGUGGUUUGAGGCAUCUUUCAGUGUGGAAUCCUCUGUGCAGAUUUCACUAGAGAUGUCCUUGCAGGAAUUGCCUGUCAGAGCAAAACAAAGUAAGUGGGAUAAAAAUGAAAGCAAGGUUGAUAAAGUGAAGCACAACUUGGUCUUAACUCAUUGAUGUGCCUAUAAACGUUUAUGGACUGAAUGACCUGUUUAACAUGAUCGUUUCAACUUUAUAUAUUUUUAAUUUAACCAGGAAAAUCAGCUAAGAACAAAUUCUUAUUUACAAUGACGGCCUACCGGGGAACAGUAGGUUAACUGCCUUGUUCAGGGGCAGAACCACAGAUUUUUACCUUGUCAGCUCGGGGAUUCGAUCCUGCAACCACUCGGUUACUAGUCCAACGCUCUAACCCAGGAGUGGGAAAUUCCAGUCUCCGAGGACUUGAUUGGUGUCACAGUUUUGCACCAGCCCCAGCUAACACAACUAACUCCAAUAAUCACUUAAUCACGAUCUUCAUUGAUUCAUCAGCUGUGUUUACUAGGGAUGGAGAAAAAGUGUGACACCAAUCAAGCCCUGGAGGACUGGAGUUGCCCACCCCUGGUCUAACCACUAGGCUACCUGCCACCCCAUAUAGGCCUACCCAUAUAAAUAUCACCAUACAAUACAUCGUCAUGGGAUUCAUUCUUAGAAAAAUAAGUAUUUUGUAAAAAUGUGUCUGAUGUAUGCAUUUGGAAUAAAUGAAAGUAUUUUUAUCCAAACCUGCUGAAGUCUGUGAACAACGAGUCCACAAGUGUUUCCAGGAUUGAACCAUAUUGUUUGUUUGUUCGGGAGGGGGGCUCAUAUGCAUUGUGUUUUCUGACAAAUAAUUUGCUGAACUCUAAACCUUAUCUAAAUCUUAGAAUUAAUAAUGUUACAAAUGAGGAGACUAAACUGCAUAUUGAUGCAACGGUUGCCAAGAUGGGGAGAGGUCUGUCCCUGACCAAGCACAACUCUGCUUUCUUGACAUCACAAUCAACCAAUCAAGUCCUAGUUUUAUCACACCUGGACUACAGCCCAGUUAUUUGAUCAAGUACUGCAAAGAAGGACAUAGAGAAAUUACAGUUGGCCCAGAACAGAGCAGCCCAGCUGGCCCUUCAAUGUACACAGAGGGCUAAUAACAACAACAUGCAUGUCAAUCUCUCCUGACUCAAAGUACUGUAGAGGAGAGGUUGACUGCAUCACUACAUGUCUUUGUGAGAGGUAUUGAUGUGUUGUCAGCACUGAGCUGUCUGUCCAAACGACUAGCACACAGCUCAUACCCCACAAGACUUCUUCACAGCCCCCAAAUCCAGAACACAGGCUAGGAGACGCACAGUACUAUAUAGAGCCAUGACUACAUGGAACUCUCUUCUGCAUCAAGUAACUCAAGCGACCAGUAAAAUGUUACUUAAAAACAGAUAUAAACAAAAUACACCUCAUGGAACAGCAUGGACUGUGAAGACACACACGCACGCACACACACACACACAGAUAUACUCUACAAUCAGACACACAUUGUGAUAUUGUACAUUUUAAAUUGUAAAUGUGUAAUAUAGGAGCAAUAUACAUUUGUAUAAAGCACAGGGUCUUGAAUGAUGUAUUGUUUUAUUAUGAUGUAUUGUUAUAACUCUGGUUGGACUCCAGGAAGUGUAGCUGCUGCUGCUAAUUGGGAUCCUAAUAAAAUACUAAAUAUGUGCUGGUUUCUAAAGGCUUACGACAACUA